Molecule: messenger RNA, 3785 nt
Organism: Sebastes umbrosus (honeycomb rockfish)
Lineage: Eukaryota; Metazoa; Chordata; Actinopteri; Perciformes; Sebastidae
Product: polypyrimidine tract-binding protein 2-like
Exons: 17
Coding region: 189-1760 (523 amino acids)
Biological process (GO): regulation of RNA splicing; mRNA processing
Cellular component (GO): nucleus
Molecular function (GO): mRNA binding
Source: RefSeq, a predicted model, not a curated record
GUCACAGCUUCCCGCCUAAACACAAGAUGGCGGUGACGCACCGACCGUUACCGUUGACUGUUGGUUUCUGACUGCCAGCUCCACUAGAGGACCAGAGAGGAAGACCAGAGGAAGACCAUCUUACUCACACUGUCAGGGCAUCGAUUAGUGCAGAAAUAUCAACAGACAGAAGAGGACAAAGAGCUGCAAUGGACGGUGAUGUUGCGGUUGGUGUGAAGAGAGGCUCAGAUGAGCUCAACAUGUACAGUAGCAGCCCCAACUCCAUGACAGCGAACGGCAGUGACAGUAAGAAACAGCGUCUGGAUGAAUCCCCUCCCUCCAGAGUUCUCCACAUCAGGAAGCUUCCCAAUGAAGUGUCGGAGACUGAAGUCAUCGCCCUGGGGCUGCCCUUUGGAAAGGUCACCAAUAUACUGAUGCUGAAGGGGAAGAACCAGGCGUUUCUGGAGUUGGGUACAGAAGAAGCAGCCAUUACGAUGGUGAACUACUACACAGCUGUCACGCCACAGGUCAGAAACACUCCUGUCUUCAUCCAGUACUCCAACCAUAAGGAACUGAAAACAGACUCGGCUCUGAACCAGAGGGCCCAGGCAGUGUUGCAGGCAGUGUCAGCAGUUCAGGAUGGAAGCUCUCCAUCCUCUGACCCCGGGGUUUUGGACCUCACUCCUCCCCCCAGCCCUGUCCUGCGAAUUAUCAUCGACAACAUGUUUUAUCCCGUGACACUGGACGUUCUACAACAGAUCUUCAGUAAGUUCGGGACCGUAAUGAAGAUCAUAACCUUCACCAAGAACAACCAGUUUCAGGCUCUCCUGCAGUUCAGCGACCCCGUCAACGCACAGCAAGCUAAACUGUCUUUGGAUGGACAGAACAUCUAUAAUUCAUGCUGUACUCUGCGGAUAGACUUCAGUAAACUGGUCAACCUCAACGUCAAAUACAACAACGAUAAGAGUCGAGAUUACACCAGACCUGACCUUCCUACUGGAGACGGAGAGUCGGCCAACAAGGAUCAUUCUUUAUUGGGUACCCCAUCUGGAGCGCUAGCUUCCUACUCCAGUGGAGGAGGUUACUCAUCUUCUCUCUCCCUCUCGCAGGGUGGAGGAGCCAUCAGUCCUCUGAGUGCCGCAGCAGCAGCGGCAGCAGCUGCCGGUCGUGUCGCUCUGUCUGGGUCUGGAGUGUCUGGAGUCCUGUUGGCAUCCAACCUAAAUGAAGAGAUGGUCACGCCUCAAAGUCUCUUUACCCUCUUCGGAGUCUACGGUGAUGUCCAGAGGGUGAAGAUCCUCUACAACAAAAAGGACUCUGCUCUGAUACAGUUGUCCGAUGGCAACCAGGCUCAGCUGGCUAUGAGCCACUUGAAUGGUCAAAAGGUGUUUGGUAAAGUGAUGAGAGUGACGCUGUCUAAGCAUCAAACGGUGGCUUUGCCCAGAGAAGGACUGGAUGACCAACUACUCACUAAAGAUUUUUCUGGCUCGCCACUCCAUCGCUUUAAGAAGCCAGGAUCCAAAAACUUCCAGAACAUCUUUCCUCCUUCUGCAACGCUUCACCUCUCCAACGUCCGGGAUGGAGUCGGAGAGGAUGAUCUACGCCUGCUGUUCUCUAACAGCGGAGGAACCGUCAAGGCCUUCAAGUUCUUCCAGGACCGUAAGAUGGCCUUGAUCCAGAUGACGUCAGUAGAGGAAGCGAUCCAGACUCUGAUGGAGCUUCACAACUACGACAUGGGAGGGAAUCACCAUCUGAAAGUUUCCUUUUCAAAGUCCACCAUCUAACCCUCACGCCUCCCGACUCCCAAACCUUAAGAUCUAUGACGAGCGAGGAAAGUCACCACCAUUUGUCUUCUUUUCAACGUUUUCUGUUAACUCUGUUCUCCUGCGCUAUCCCCUUAACCUUUGAUUAAGUAGUACAAUAUCUUAUCACGGAAAUGUGCUUCUUCAAUGUCCAAAGCUUCAAACUCAAAGUAGAACGUUUUCAGUGAAAAUAUAAAAAUGUUCUUGAGCAGUAGAAGCAGUACCUACAUCAUAUGACAUCAUAUGACAUCUUAAAGAGCAACUAAACACCAGCUGGAAAUCAUGUUUUUCGGUUUUACCUUCUCAACGUCCUGCAGUGAGCGAGUACGCCGUGACUUCACUGUUGGGUGUGGCUACAGGUGCAUACUUCUGACACACAGCCUGCUGUUGAGAGUUUUUAAUUUAUCUUUAUCCUCGCUAAGUGCAAAUAGAUAUUUUUUUUGUAUUGCCCGACCCAGCAAUCACCUGCCAAUGUGGUAGUUUUUUCUUGGAUUUUCUGUUGAGGUUUGGGAUUGUGUAAUUAGUGUUUCUGUCCCUACUUGAACCAUCUCCCUUUUGUGUUCCCAAUCAAAUCCCAAAACUACCAUCCAACGUCCAAUACAGACACUCACCAUUCUUUGUGGCAGUAACUCCCAAACACAACAUGUCAUGUCGUGACCGAUCCCAUCACCUCCACAUCGUCGUCGGCCGACUCUUUCCUCGUGUCCUUUCCGUCUUUAAAACCGUGCAGUUGCUGACACACAUUCUCAGUGUGCUGGUUCACUCCUCUAAAUGUAAUCCUGUUCAUUUGUGCACUUUGGUGCAUUCAAAAUAAAAAAAAAAUAAAACUUUUUUUUCUCGACGCGAUAAGCAUCGGAGUGGAUCGGGGGUUGUCUUGCUAAAGGUUAAAAGUGUGAUUCAUGCUCUUUCUCUCCUCUCGUCUGCAAUGUAAAUAUGAACCAGUUUUACAUUACCAGCACCCAAUUUUAUACUUUGUAGGCAUGUUGGCAACCUCCACUAAAACAGCUCGCAGCUACACAGAAUCACUUAAAAUGUAAGUUUAAAUACCAGAUGUAACUAAACGUUGAGGACUUAAGCACCCAGAAAUCCUCAAAGGAAAUACAAUGAGGGACACUUUUCUUGCUGUUAUUCCCGCAGCUGAACAAUCAAUUUAUACAUGAUUUAAAAGCAGCAUCAUAGCCCUUCUGUGAGGCAUUCUGGGAAGUCAGAAUCAUCAUUUGAGGCUAUUGAUUGUUGAAGACACAUGAACACCCCUGAUAUUUCCUUAACAAUAGUAUUGACAUGGCUGAUGUGUAAUGAUAUUGAAGAUCCAAAGCUUUCAUUGAAGAAUAGAGCCACCUGUAAAGUUACUGUUUAAAUCCCAUCCCAGUCUUUUCUAGGUGCACAUACACACACACACACACAUACAGUACACAGGAUGCAUGCUAAUGCUGUUUGUUUGGUCAAGGUUUCAACAUGUGAUUCUGGUCUUGGUCUCUGAUUUCGGGAGGAGGCCUGUUGGGACCAAAGUACAUGUGCCUUUCAGUCUGAUUUGAUCUGUUGUGUCUUUAAAACAGAUUCUUUUACUGGUAAUGUCUGUUGAUCUUGUGUUGUAAACCUGUAGAAACAGAUUAUUUUGUUAAAUCUUUUUAGAUAGAAGUGAACCUCGUCUUCCCCCAGUCCUCUGUUUGAGCUAACAUGAGAGCUUAUUUAUAAAACUGGGUCCCUGUUUCAACAGAGGUCUUCUUCAAAGUAGAGUUUUUUUUAUUUUUCACUCAUCUCUGGUUCUUUACUUUCAGCUGCAACCUUUUUUUCUUUCAGGAUAUUGUUGUAAAUUUUCUGCUUUUAAGUUCAUUUUCUUUUGUGGUAAUAGUUUCGGAUUAGCUCAAAUUAAACACGUCUUUUCUACCAACAAGCCCAAAUGAAAUCGUGUGUGUGUGUGUUUGUGUGUGUUCGGACUACAGUAGGUUCAGGCUUCUGCUCUCAUCUGUAUCUUACCUGUCAAUAAAACUCCUCUCACUCUGUUCA